Molecule: messenger RNA, 1134 nt
Organism: Nicotiana tabacum (common tobacco)
Lineage: Eukaryota; Viridiplantae; Streptophyta; Magnoliopsida; Solanales; Solanaceae
Source: RefSeq, a predicted model, not a curated record
GAACUUUCUGGCGGAUUCAAGGAAGCUCAUGCAGUCUUGAAUCACUUGUCUGAAUGCGGGAAAGCAAAGUACCUUGUAACAAACAAGAAGGAUUUAAUGGAGGGGGUGAAAGUCUCUCUUUCAGCACGAGCACUUUCUGGCACAACAAGUCUAGAUUUUGAUGUGCUGCAUUUGAUUGGGACGGUAGAAAAACUUGAGCAUCAGCUUAAUGUGAUAGAUCAACGCUGGAAAAGGUCUAGAGAAUCUGCUUUAGCUUCUCUAAAGCUUGGGAACAAACAGGUGGCUCUAAGGUGUUCAAGGGAAAUGAAGCUGGCUUCUCUGAGUAGAGAAAAAUGUACAGCGCUUUUAAACCGAGUGGAGGAAGUCCUUGCAAUUAUUUCUGAUGCAGAAGCCUCAAAGGAGGUUUCUGAAGCCAUUCGAAUUGGCACACAGGCUAUUAAGGAAAAUGGGAUCAAUUAUGAUGAAGUUGAGCUGUGUCUACAGGAGCUGAAUGAGUGUGUUGAAUCCCAGAAGCAGAUUGAUGAAAUUCUAGGAUCAAAUGUAGCAGUUGCAGAAAUUGAUGAUGAAGAUAUUGAAGAUGAGCUGAAGAAGCUAGAGCUGAAUUUUGCUGAGGUACCGACUGAAACAUCCACCAGUCAUAGUGCAGUGGACGCUGUAGUAGCAGGAGGGCAGGAAACUACUGAUGCGAUGAGUGACUCCCUUGCGAACCUUCAUAUCUCACACCAUGCAAGGAAGGACCUGGAGGCAGAACAUGUUGUGGAGCCUAUGGGUGACUCGUCAAAUGAUGUCAAUCGGGAAGCUGCUCUGGCAUAGCUAAUUGCAUUUAGGAUCAUGUUUUCUCCAUGUUUUCGUACCGUGAUGCCUGGUAGUCCAGCCAUGAUUGAUAGUCUGCACCUUUCGUCUGCGGGGAUCAGGGCACAAUUGUUGCGUGAAACACUGUCAAUAUGAGAUUAUGCAUUGACACAAGGGUGGGUCAAGGGAAGCUAGUAAAGCUUUUGCUUUAGGCCCGCUAAGUAUUUGGGUCCCAAAAACGUUUUUAGUUGUGAAUUUACCAUCUUAUUUAUCCUUAUAAAAAUGGAAAGAAAGACUAUCUAAAUUUUAACAAUAGAAAUAUUUUAGAACUUUGAAUUAAGA